Notothenia coriiceps (black rockcod) is the source of this 554-nucleotide messenger RNA. RefSeq names its product transcription elongation factor A protein 1-like. Bases 136 to 489 code for a protein of 117 amino acids. The record is from RefSeq and is a predicted model, not a curated record. Lineage: Eukaryota; Metazoa; Chordata; Actinopteri; Perciformes; Nototheniidae. Gene Ontology annotation, cellular component: nucleus. Gene Ontology annotation, biological process: DNA-templated transcription. The transcript has 4 exons.
CGAGCAGCAGCUGGGAGAGGAGACAGACUGCGUAAAGAGAAGCAAAGAGAGAGAAACUGGCAGAGUUUCUCGUCCAUCGAUGGGGUUUCUCACGGCAGCAGAGGAGGAGAACUGACGGAGAGAAAUCCGCUCAAAAUGGCUAAAAACCAAGAAGUGGAGUACAUUGCUAAAAAGCUGGAUAAAAUGGUGCACAAGAAGAACACGGACGGAGCUCUCGACCUGCUGAGGGAACUGAAGAACAUCAAGAUGUCUCUAGAGACGCUGCAGUCCACCAGAGUGGGGAUGUCUGUGAACGCGGUGAGGAAACACAGUUCAGAGGAAGAGGUUCAGACUCUGGCCAAAGUUCUCAUCAAGUCCUGGAAGAAACUGCUGGACGGUGCAGAGGGGAAGCCGGAGGAGAAGGAGAAGAAGAAUGAAGACUCUCCUGUGAGGUCAUCCUCCACCUCCAAGGGCUCUGACAGCACUGAGAAAAGGUCUGUCGCACACUGAUGACAUCACUUUUGGUUACAUUUACUCUUAAAUUGUGUUUCUCUCAUUUUUCUACGAUACUGUUA